Xiphophorus maculatus (southern platyfish) is the source of this 2417-nucleotide messenger RNA. Its product is annotated as hsp90 co-chaperone Cdc37-like. Lineage: Eukaryota; Metazoa; Chordata; Actinopteri; Cyprinodontiformes; Poeciliidae. Gene Ontology annotation, biological process: protein stabilization; protein folding. The record is from RefSeq and is a predicted model, not a curated record. Gene Ontology annotation, cellular component: cytoplasm. Gene Ontology annotation, molecular function: protein-folding chaperone binding; heat shock protein binding.
AAGAAGACCCUCGCGGCCGUUACUUUAAAUGGGUUUCCGGUGAUUCCGGUGAACUGCUUUGAUGUGUUCGCCCGAUUUAACCGACUCUGUGCGCGCGCGUAUAAGCGGAUUAAGCUAUCCGUUUCUGCUCUAUCUGUUCAGACGAACGUGCCCGUUUUACCGCGGUAAUGGUUUUGUGUUUCCGUCCCCCAGAGUUUAUAGUCUGAAACAGAAAGGUGGAAGAUGCGCAUCGACUGCGGCGUGUGGGACCACAUCUAUGUCUCCCACGACGAUGACGUCACCAGUCCGUUCGUGGACACGCCGAGCUCGUUCAGAAUGAGACACCGGGUCAGCAGGGACAGUGGUUGUUCUAGCUGUGAAGUUUGGAGUCGCAGGACUGCUCUGGAUCUACAUAAUGAGCUCAAGUUGUUGAUGUUGUCACAUGACUGGGUAAGUGAAAGAGAAAGCACACCGCUAGUAUUCCCCUGAUGUUCCCCGUCUUUGUUGCUCCUCCUGUUUUGGAAAAUGUGAUGUUUGGAGAAUCUUAAAAACUUUCCUACAUGUGGGAAAGUCCAGACAACACUAGUAAAAGAUGUAUCUGUUCAUGGAGCUAUGGCUGAUUUAAAUUUGUGAAUUUAAGUUUUCUUCAUAAAUGUAGUCUGUUAAAUACCUUACAAUUUCUGUAUUUUCUGAUUCCUUUCUCGUAGAUAUUGCUGAAAUCUUGUAUUUUUCAUAGUUUUAUUUUUUAAUAAAAUCUACCAUUUGUAAAAUGCUGCUUUUACUCUUCUAGUUUUAUGUUUAUAUGUUCCAUUUUUGCUUUCUAUAACUAUGUUGUAUUACCUUUAUAUUACCACUUUUCCACAUGUCUCACUUUCAUCUGUUUGUGCCAAAGGCCAGGCUGGAUAAGAUGGCCAAAUUUCUUCAGAAAGGUGAAGAUCUGGAUUGCAGCUUUGCGGAAUGCUGGAGACUGCUUCAGGAAGCCCGGCGACGACUCGGACACCUGGAAGAGCAGAUGAAGAGGAAGAUGAGGAACCAGAGGCUGAGCUGAAGAAAGUCCAGGCUGAGAGUGUUCAACCUGAAAUUAAAAAAGAAACACAACAGAAGCAUAAGACCUUUGUGGAGAAGUAUGCCAAGGAAAUGAAACACUUUGGUAUGCUGCGGCGUUGGGACGACAGCCAGAAGUAUCUGUCAGACAACCCACAUCUGGUGUGUGAGGAGAGUGCUAAUGACCUCGUCGUCCUCUGUAUUGACUUCGAGAUGGACGAGAAACAUGCCCUCAUGGAGCAGGUUGCACACACCAUCGUCAUGCAGUUCAUCUUGGAUUUAGCUCGGACUCUGAACGUCGACCCGAGAGGCUGCUUCAGACAGUUCUUCUCAAACAUCAAGGAAAUGCAGAGGAGUUUUGAUGAGAAAAACACCGAGAUGCUGCAGGAUGUGAUGAGCAAGCCGCACCCUGAGGAGGGAACAUACCAUCUGCAGAGAUGCAUUGACUCGGGGUUGUGGGUGCCUGACUUACAGGAGGAAGAAGAUUAGAAAAUGAAAACCGAACUCGGUCAUCGUUAAGUAGCUGUGUAUGUUUUUAGUGUGUCUAAAAGAUGAGGAAGUUACAUACUGUACACCAAACUGUAACUUUGAUUAAUGUGUUAUAUCUCAAUAUUUUUAUUAAUCAAAAAUCUAAUUUAAAACAAACCUGCAUGUAAGAACUUCACAGUCUCAUGUUGUAUUCACAGCACUUUAAAUUAUUUGCAACGUUUUCUGAUUUUGUUCACAUUUCAUUUAUUCUGUACCUUUCUGAAGGCAUGUGGCAUUUUCAGUGUACACAUCAGAACAUGUUUGUGCAUUGUCAAAUAUUGUGUUUUAUUAAUGCAACUGUAGAUAGAUGUUAGCCUUUCUACCAUGUUUGAUAUUACAAAGGUUAAUGUAGAUUUGGAAGUUCAGAAAACAAGAAUGGUGAACCAUAAACUUAAAGAGUCAAAAACAAUAGCUUUCCCCUACCUACUAAUACACAAAUGUGUGAAGUAAAACACAUUCUCCCACUUAAGCCACUUCACAACGACGUCCCACUAUGUUUUUGUCUUUUCACUGUACAAUGCCAUAAAGUAUAAAGUGACAAAACAUGAAUAAGGUCAAGCAGUAGGAAUUAGAACUAAAGCAAUGUGCAAGUAUAAAUAUGUUCAAUAAAAGGUACAAAAUAUAUUUCUAAAUAAUUAUGUGGAAGGUGAAGGACAUAAAGAUUCUGUAAAAUAAUAUAUAAUAUUGUUAAAAGUUUCAGUUGAAUAUAAGGAUAUAUUGACAUAAAGGGGUGGGAAUUUUAAAAAAGCGUAAAGUUAUCACUCCUUUUCAGACAAAUGGAUAAAAUGACUGAGACUUAUGUUGCAAAACAUUGUUUUUAUUGUGUGUAUUUAUUUAGGUGUAUUCUUUCUUUGCAUUUUUUCAUU